AUGGGAUUCUUUGCAUGUACGAAUAUGUUAGUGAAAGGUAUACAUUUAAUCAACAGUCCAAGGAGUCAUCUUGGAUUCAAAUCAUGUAGCAACGCUAAUGUCACCGGCGUUCAAAUCUCUGCUCCCGAAUUAAGUCCUAACACAGACGGAAUCGAUAUUGGUUCCUCUGAUCAUAUCUAUAUCACCGACACACAUAUCUCCGCAGGGGAUGAUUGUAUCGCAGUCGAGAGUGGUUCUUCUCAUAUCUAUAUUACAAGGGUAACUUGUGGUCCAGGCCAUGGAAUUAGUAUAGGGAGUCUAGGACUCAACGGAGAUAAAAACGCAACAGUUGAAGAAGUACAUGUGAAAGAUUCGAUUAUAAACUCAGCUUCUAAUGGUUUAAGAAUCAAAACUUGGAAGGGAGCUGGAGGAUAUGCGAGACACAUAUCAUACAAUAACGUUACUUUUGAUGCAACUUCCAACCCAAUCAUCAUCGAUCAACACUAUUGCCCACAUAAAAAGUGCCCAUCAAGUUCUACAACAAAGGAUUCAAAUGCGGUGAAGAUCAGCGAUGUGUCGUUUACGGAUAUUAAAGGGACGAUAAAAGGCAAUGUUGGCGUGAUGCUAAAUUGUAGCAUCGGAGGAUGCACUGGACUCGUUUUCAAGGAUAUCAACUUAACACGGGCUGAUGGAUCCAAUGAUAUUCCCCUAUCGAAGUGUAGUAAUGCUUACGGUGAGGUUCAUAAUGCGCAGCCACCGAUUACUUGUCUUUUACCUUAG
Microthlaspi erraticum is the source of this 759-nucleotide messenger RNA. The record is from the annotation of a GenBank genome assembly. Lineage: Eukaryota; Viridiplantae; Streptophyta; Magnoliopsida; Brassicales; Brassicaceae.